GGUUCACCCACGGACAUUCAACUCGGCCUUGUGGCCCAGCUGAGGCGGUUCAGCAGCGUGGAGGCUCUUGCUUGUCUCGCUGCCCGUCUCCCGCCUGCAGCAGCAGAGACUGCCGGCUCAUCUGCGGCAGGAGAAGAACCUGAUACACGUGUUGCUGCAUGGAUAGGCAGUCUGCCGCCUUCGCUAGCUGCGGUUGCAGCAGAUGCAGCAAUCGCCCCGUGGUUGCAACAGACCCCCGUAGGAUUGCUGCCGCUGCUGCCUGCUGUAUUGGCCGCGCUGCUGCACUUGAGGCUUGUUGCUGAUGUGCUGCUAUCGAUCAUUCUGAAGCCGUCAGAGGCAGCCGAUGCAGCAGCUGCUCUAAAAGGGGUGGCCGUUGACUGUGGUGCUGCUGUUGAUAUAUUGUUGCACUCACCGCAACAGCAGCAACGGCAGCAGCAGCACCGUCAGGUCGCUGCUCUAACUGCGGCUUUCUGUGGGUGCUUUGCCUCAAAACUGAGAUCUGUUCUCUUGCAGGGCUUCCAUGUCAUGAAUGCAGCUGAAGGCGGCAGCGACGCUGCUGCUGUACAAGAGGAUAUAGACAGCCACGAGUGCGGCGACUCUGGCACAAAAGGCGUCAAGCAGCAGCAUCAGCAAAAGAGAGGUUGGGAGCUCAUGCGACAGCGUGGCCGUCGGAGCAGCAGCAGCAGUAGCAGGAGCAGCAGCAACAGCAAAAUUCCGCCGUCGCGCAAAGGUGGAGUGGUUGACUGCGGCGCUGCAGCAGCUUUGCCCACUGCUGGAGCUGCCCCUGGACCUUCUGUAACAGCAGCAGCAACAGCAAAGAAGAGCCCCAUGUCAAUUCGCCGCAACAAACGCAGCACCGCUCCGCUGCCUCCCGCAAUCUUAGAGGAGAAGGCUGCGUGGCGGCUGUUUGCUGCUGCUGCUUCUUCGCAGCGCCAUGCUGUAGCCACACUGGGAAGGCUAUGGUUGAACAUUGUCUUACAGGGAGAUUCGUCAGAGGGAGCAGCAGCAGAAAAUCCAGAAGCAGCAACGGCAAGCGAAGAGACGCGCGCUAGCCUUAUAAGGGAGAUGGUGAAUGAAGUAGUUUCCUGCGGCAAUGACUUGAGCUGCGCUGAGAGGGGGGAUCUUGCACCAUCGCCCCUGCAUCGCGGCGCUCGGAGCCGCAAACGCCUGCAGCAGCAGCUGCAGCAGCAGCAACAGCAGCAGCAACAAAGAUUCCCGCCCACGUGGCGACGAAGGAAGCGCAGGAGGUUUGGGGUGCGCAAGGGAGAGGACCCCCGAGACUCUGACUGGGCGAGAGAUGUGGAGACAUCAGAGCCGACGGCGGAAUCGGAUGAAGACUUCACGGACAACUAA
Eimeria acervulina is the source of this 1353-nucleotide messenger RNA. RefSeq lists its product as hypothetical. Lineage: Eukaryota; Apicomplexa; Conoidasida; Eucoccidiorida; Eimeriidae. Gene Ontology annotation, biological process: biosynthetic process. Gene Ontology annotation, molecular function: oxidoreductase activity; iron ion binding. The record is from RefSeq and is a predicted model, not a curated record. The transcript has a single exon. The annotation marks the transcript as partial.